GAGCUGGUGUGUCUCCAUGGCGACGCGCGUGGCGUAUAAGUAGCGGCGCGGCGCUGCUGGCUUUGUCAGUCGCUGCAUCCGUCGCCUCCGGCAGUCCUCAGGCAGCAGCUCGGCGCCACCUCCGGCCGGCACCUCCGGCUGGCGCAGCGAGGCGGCGGGGGCGUCGUCCCAUCCCGGGUGCUGUUCCUGUUUCUACUGCUGCUCCAGCUCCGGCUCCGGCUCCGGCUCCGGCUCCGGCUUCGGCUUCGGCUUCGGCUUCGGCUGUAGCUUGGCGCGGUCUCGGCCUCGUCCCGGCUCCGGCUCCGACGCGUCCAUGGGGCCGGCCCGCGGUGGCCCGGCGCUCUGAGAGAACACUUCUGCUGCUGCUCCGAGGACGUGGGGCUUGGAGUUCCUGGAGCCUCUGCCUUGUGAGGAGCUGGAAGGGUCCCUCUGAAUCCAUCGCUUAGUUUCCCACCUUGCUGCCUUUCCAGGUGUAAAGAAGCCAUGACCUGUGCUCACAGUGAGGAGUUUGACUGCUGCUUCCUGGAUGAAGGCUUUACAGCCAAGGACAUCUUAGACCAGAAGAUCAAUGAGGUCUCAUCCUCUGAUGACAAGGACGCCUUCUAUGUCGCAGACCUUGGGGACGUUCUCAAGAAGCAUCUGCGCUGGCGGAAAGCUCUCCCUCGAGUCACCCCCUUCUAUGCAGUCAAGUGCAAUGACAGCAAAGCCAUCCUGAAAACCCUCGCUGCCAUUGGGACAGGAUUUGACUGCGCGAGCAAGACGGAGAUCCAGCUGGUACAGAGUCUCGGGGUGUCACCAGAGAGGAUCAUCUAUGCCAACCCCUGCAAGCAGGUGUCACAGAUCAAGUAUGCAGCCAGCAGUGGGGUCCAGAUGAUGACCUUUGACAGUGAAGUUGAGCUGCUGAAAGUGGCCCGGGCACAUCCAAAGGCUAAGUUGGUCUUACGGAUCGCCACUGACGACUCCAAAGCUGUCUGUCGCCUCAGUGUGAAAUUUGGUGCCACACUCAAAACCAGCAGACUCCUUUUGGAACGGGCAAGAGAGCUAAAUAUUGAUGUCAUCGGUGUCAGCUUCCACGUGGGGAGCGGCUGCACUGACCCCGAGACCUUCGUGCAGGCUGUGACAGAUGCGCGCUGCGUCUUCGACAUGGGGGCUGAGUUUGGCUUCCACAUGUAUCUGCUUGAUAUUGGAGGUGGCUUUCCUGGAUCUGAGGAUGUGAAGCUCAAAUUUGAAGAGAUCACCAGUGUGGUCAAUCCCGUGCUGGACAAGUGCUUCCCGGCGGACUCCAGUGUACGGAUCAUAGCCGAACCCGGCAGGUACUACGUGGCAUCAGCGUUCACCCUUGCGGUAAACGUCAUAGCCAAGAAGCUGGUGCUGAAGGAGCAGGCUGGCUCAGACGAUGAGGAGGAGGCAAGUGAGCCGACUUUCAUGUACUAUGUGAAUGAUGGCGUCUACGGCUCCUUCAACUGCAUUCUGUAUGACCACGCACAUGUGAGGCCGCUGCUGCAGAAGAGACCCAAGCCCGAUGAGAAGCACUACUCGUCUAGCAUCUGGGGGCCUACGUGCGAUGGUCUAGACCGAAUUGUGGAGCGCUGCAACCUGCCAGAGCUGCACAUGGGCGACUGGAUGCUCUUUGAGAACAUGGGUGCCUACACCGUGGCUGCAGCCUCCACCUUCAAUGGCUUCCAGAGGCCGACCAUCUACUACGUGAUGUCACGACCCACAUGGCAGCUCGUGCAGCGGAUCCAGAGCCAUAGCUUUCCACCCGGGACGGAGGAGCAGGAUGUUGGGCCCCUGCCUGUGCCCUGUGCCCGGGAGAGUGAGAUGAAGGAGCACGCGGCGGCACGUGCCUCUGCCAGCAUCAACGUGUAGCCGCCCCUGAGCGCGGAGCAAGGCUCCAGCAGCUUCAUCGCUGCUAGUUCUGGGCGACUUCCUAAGAGUAGGGCUGGCGCGGGUGCAGCCACACAGACUAGGAGACGGGUCACACUUAUCAGUGUUCCUAUGGAAACUUUGAAUAUUUGUUUUAUAUGGAUUUUAUUCACUUUCACACAAUACGAAAGAGGGCCUGCAGCUGCCAAGCAAGCAUUUGUAGCUUGUGUCAUGGGAUUGUGGGCCGAAAGCUUAGUGUUGUGACCUGUUUUACGAAUAAAGCAUCUUGAAAGAA
Molecule: messenger RNA, 2161 nt
Organism: Octodon degus (degu)
Lineage: Eukaryota; Metazoa; Chordata; Mammalia; Rodentia; Octodontidae
Gene: Odc1
Product: ornithine decarboxylase 1
Exons: 12
Coding region: 484-1869 (461 amino acids)
Cellular component (GO): cytoplasm
Molecular function (GO): ornithine decarboxylase activity
Source: RefSeq, a predicted model, not a curated record